Molecule: messenger RNA, 1881 nt
Organism: Sycon ciliatum
Lineage: Eukaryota; Metazoa; Porifera; Calcarea; Leucosolenida; Sycettidae
Product: ras-related protein Rap-2c-like
Exons: 1
Coding region: 479-1024 (181 amino acids)
Biological process (GO): signal transduction
Cellular component (GO): plasma membrane
Molecular function (GO): GTP binding; GDP binding; GTPase activity
Source: RefSeq, a predicted model, not a curated record
UCUUCACUUCGACUCUUGCUUGCAUUUUUACGCGUGCUGCCGGUUUUCUGUAGAUUGUGCUGAUACGGAAUUCAUUAUUUUGGGUCUGUUGUUGUUGCGAGCAUCAAGUCAUCUCUCAGCCCUAUUCCAUGCUCGUUCAGUCCCCGUACCCUUGUAUCCCUACCUAUGACGUUCUGUGCCGUCCAUUUCUCAGUCUUGAAGAGCGAAUCCUCGUGCCAUUACGAUAAACAGCCAAGCGUAUCACAGUAAAGUAUUCUUUGGGACUCUUUUGCUGGAGCACUGUGUAACUACUUGCCUGUGUAGGUGGCCAUCUGUCCGUGACACCACUACCCUCACGGAAUCAGUGUCUGUCUUAUAUUACCAGCUUGCUGAUCUGGCGCACAUGCAAGGCAACUGUGCGCUUUGUAGCGAUUCCUUCUCGGAAGGAGCGUAGAAAUACUUCAACUACGCACUGCCUUGUCGAUCGUAACGGUUUGUCAUGAAGGAAUACAAGGUGGUGGUGCUGGGUGCUGGUGGAGUGGGAAAAAGUGCCCUGACCGUCCAGUUUGUCUCUGGACAAUUCGUGGAGAGGUAUGAUCCAACCAUUGAGGAUUUCUAUCGAAAAGAAAUCGAAGUUGAUCAGGUACCUUCAAUCUUAGAGAUCUUGGAUACUGCUGGAACGGAGCAGUUUGCCAGUAUGCGUGACCUGUACAUCAAAAAUGGCCAAGGUUUCGUACUAGUCUACUCAACAAUCGAUGACCACAGUUUCGUUACAGUUCAACCUAUGCGUGAGCAAAUCUUACGUGUCAAGAACUGUUUAUCAGUUCCUUUAGUGCUUGUUGGCAACAAAUGUGAUAUCCCAGACAGACGUGAGGUGGUUGCAGAACGUGGCCAACAACUAGCCACAGAAUGGCAAUGUCCAUUCUUUGAGACAUCAGCAAAGACCAAGGAGAACGUCAACGAUGUAUUCGCGGAAAUUGUUCGUGAGAUGAACUCGACUUAUAAGCCAGCGAAGAAGGACAAGUCAUGCUGUGUGCUACUAUGAAUGGAGGAUUAGCAGUCGCCAUAGUUUCCACGACAACUAUGGUGGUAUUGACAACGCAUCGCUGGUGGUGGUGUUGGCGGUGCUGAAGCAUGAUGUAUAUCUGGAUUAUUGUGCUGGAUUCGAACAUCCUGUCAGCCUCAAACAUCAGGUAAUACAUACAUGUAUGUUGCUUCAUACAUGUUUGUACUCGUACUAUCUAGCUGUAUGAGUGUGUGUUGGUCUGAUAUACGCUGAUAGGACAUUGAUUUUGUAUGCUUAACACACACAUACACACACACACACAUACAUACCAUACACACACACACACAUACAUACCAUACACACACACACAUACACACGCGUACACACACAUGCGUACACACACGCACACAGUACCACAAUAAUGUGCACACACAGUGCUUGAUAAAUUACAGGCUGACAGUCAAGUGCACACUGGCUGCUGCUGCACCACUGUGUCUGCUAACUAUUUCCCAAUUCUGUCUCGGGUUAAUUUUGAAAUUUAAGUCCUGAGUUUUGCUCUUUAGCUUUGUAGAGUAUACGUUUCCUACCUCGCAUUAACGUUCCAUUUGAACAUUGUGUGAGCAUUCAAACAGUGUGUGUGUGGGUGGGUGGUUGUAUGUGGCUACUUUCAACCCAGUACAGUACAUGUUAGAGAAACCUAGGCGCAAGUUUCUACUUGUUGCUAGCACACUAUGACGUUAGGAACUUUGCUCAAGGUGUUGGACUUUGUAUGAAGAGGCUGUUGCUAAUACUGACUUGUUCUUUCUUGUGGUAUUUCUAGAGUAUUGAAGUAUGGCUUUAGAUUAUUAUUUGAUCUGCUAACUGCAAUGUAAAUCUAGACCCCGUUUAAGACAGAA